Molecule: messenger RNA, 9725 nt
Organism: Culex quinquefasciatus (southern house mosquito)
Lineage: Eukaryota; Metazoa; Arthropoda; Insecta; Diptera; Culicidae
Product: neuronal acetylcholine receptor subunit alpha-7
Exons: 13
Coding region: 1-1656 (551 amino acids)
Biological process (GO): regulation of membrane potential; chemical synaptic transmission; nervous system process
Cellular component (GO): neuron projection; synapse; postsynaptic membrane
Molecular function (GO): acetylcholine-gated monoatomic cation-selective channel activity; transmembrane signaling receptor activity
Source: RefSeq, a predicted model, not a curated record
AUGAAGAAGAUCCUGGUGAUCGUGAUCAAGAUGAUCAAAGAUUUCUCCAAGAUCAUCAUGCUGAGCCGGUACCACAACUUUCGGUGCUACAAGCAGCUGCGGCUGUACAAGUGGAUCAUCGUGUUAAUGCUGGUCGCGAACUCGGUGAUGGUGUGUCUGGCCGGUUACCACGAAAAGCGGUUGCUGCACGAUCUGCUGGACACCUACAACACACUGGAGCGACCGGUGGUCAACGAAUCCGAUCCCCUGCAGCUGAGCUUCGGCUUAACGCUGAUGCAAAUCAUAGACGUGGACGAAAAAAAUCAACUGCUCGUCACAAACAUAUGGUUGAAGCUAGAAUGGAAUGAUAUGAAUUUAAGGUGGAACACAUCGGAAUAUGGUGGUGUUAAAGAUCUACGAAUACCACCGCAUCGAAUUUGGAAACCAGAUGUUUUGAUGUACAACAGUGCUGAUGAAGGCUUUGAUGGCACAUACCCAACAAACGUAGUCGUGCGAAAUAAUGGGUCUUGUUUGUAUGUGCCACCAGGAAUCUUCAAAUCAACAUGUAAAAUAGAUAUAACGUGGUUUCCAUUUGAUGAUCAAAGAUGUGAAAUGAAGUUUGGUAGUUGGACAUAUGAUGGUUUCCAGUUAGACUUACAGCUUCAAGAUGAAACUGGAGGGGACGUGAGUAGUUUCGUGACGAACGGGGAAUGGGACCUGCUGGGUGUCCCCGGGAAGCGUAACGAGAUCUACUACAACUGCUGUCCGGAGCCUUACAUCGACAUCACAUUCGCCAUCAUCAUCCGGCGGCGGACGUUGUACUAUUUUUUUAAUUUGAUCGUCCCGUGCGUGCUGAUAGCGUCGAUGGCACUGCUCGGGUUCACCCUACCGCCGGACUCCGGGGAGAAGCUCUCACUAGGUGUAACAAUUUUAUUAUCAUUGACUGUAUUUUUAAACAUGGUUGCUGAAACAAUGCCAGCCACGUCGGAUGCUGUUCCACUUUUAGGCACAUAUUUUAACUGCAUCAUGUUUAUGGUUGCAUCAUCCGUUGUUUCGACAAUUUUAAUUUUAAAUUAUCAUCAUAGAAAUGCGGACACACACGAAAUGUCUGAUUGGGUUAGAAUCAUAUUUUUAUAUUGGCUGCCAUGUAUUUUAAGAAUGAGCCGACCGGGUAGAAGCUUAUCGAUGGAGUAUCCGGCAACGCCAACGUCGGAUAGUUCCGAACGGAAAACGCACAUACAGGACGUCGAACUGAAAGAGCGAUCAUCGAAGUCGUUACUAGCGAACGUAUUAGAUAUAGACGAUGACUUUCGUCACAACUGUAGACCACUAACCCCCGGAGGUACACUGCCACACAAUCCAACGUAUUUCAGGACUGUUUAUAGUAGCGACGAUGGGAGUAUGGGACCGAUCGGAAGCAAUCGAAUGCCAGAUGCAAUUGCGCCACCACACACGUGUUUCACAUCAUCCGCUGAUUACGAACUAGCUUUAAUAUUAAAAGAGAUACGUUUUAUCACCGAUCAGAUACGAAAAGAGGACGAGGACAGCGAUAUCGCCAAGGAUUGGAAAUUCGCAGCAAUGGUAGUUGAUAGAUUGUGCCUUAUAAUUUUCACAUUUUUCACAAUAGUGGCAACCAUAGCUGUUCUAUUUUCGGCACCGCACAUCAUCGUUUCGUAGCCAUAUGGAAAAGGUUAUUGUUAUUGGUUUUAUCAUAAAAUCAAUUUGUUAUUCAUUAAAUUAUUGUCGAGACUUUUUAAAUAAAAUUCAGGCGGGGAAAGAGAGUGCGGAAGAAAAAUCAUGUGAGUGACACGAAGAAAAUCAGAAAAAAACUGGCGACAGCUGCGAAAGUGGGAAAUCUUAACUACAGGCAGAAAGCGAAUAAAAGCCAAACGAAACCAAAAAAAUAGUAAAACACACGUCGAAAACCUUAACCCUUUACAGAAGGUAUCCAAAAAAUAAAACACAAGCACAAAAUCAGAUUUAGGUUUUUUUUCUCUGCAGGAAAUUGUAUCAUUUUACUUUACAGCAAGCAAAGUUCGAAUCGGUCUUCUUCGCUAGGUUUGAGGAAAAUCGAGACAUAUAUUUUUUCUUCUUAUUUUCGAGAACAAGCAAUAAUGGCGACUGAUAUCAAGAUCGAGCAACGUAUCGCGAUUGUUGGAAAUUUUAGGAAUUUGAAAACUGCAGCACUUUGCUGUCCAGUUUCCGUUUUCACAGCAGCUCAUACAAUCACUUUCGUUUCACGCGCAUUUCUCAAUCAAAAGCAAUGCAUCGAUUUCUCGUUGAUUGAGGUUAGGUAAAAAACAAAACGAAUCGUCUCAAUCUGUCCCGGCGCGCACCGAUCGUUACACGUACAGUCUGUAGAAAUCGCGAAAUUGUUAGGCAAACUAAUAAAAAACUCACGUGGCGAGAUGACGAAAAAAACGAAUUCAUUGAACAAAAAAAAAUCAUUCACACCCUCACUCACACAAACUCACAAGCAAAACAAAGAAAAAAAAACAAACAAAAAAAAAACAUAACUUUAAAAAGAUAAGAAAUUGAGCAACUUUUUUAAGUUAUCAUUUAUAGCGAAGAUAUUGAAGAUUUAAAGAAGAAAUCUUAUAAAAAGUAACAAAAAAAUCUUUAUUCUUUGGUUCGAACAUUAUUAUUGAAUUGCACCUUUGAAAAACUGCAGCCCCUUUCGCCCUUUUUGAAGCAGCAGCGGUUGGCUCCUCCCAUUUUCCCCUCUUCGGGAGAAAGGGGAGGAGCCAGCGCGGUUGCCGUUGCCAAAACGGGAGAAAGGGCAUCGGGUUGGCCAAAAGGAUGCAAACGAGUAAAGUGGAAAUUUCUAAAUUAAUAAUCAGAAGAAAACAAAAAAGUCGCAGCGACGCGCACCAGCAGCUCAAAGUUGGCAAAACAAGAGAGAGAAACAAUGGGAAAGAGAAGGGGCGUUAUAUUGAUAAACAAAGAAGUAAACAAUCUUCCGAAUGGCACACAGAGAGAACCAACAGAGAGAGAGCGUCAUCACGAGGAGAGAGCGGAAAACAAAGUGAGAGAGCGAAUGGGUGAGACACAGGACAAAAGAGAGAAAAGAUAUUUGGUAGCUUCUUUCGAGUUUGUGUAGUAACGUUUAUCAAAAAAAGAAAACAAGCAAAAAAUUAAAGCAAAUGCGGAAAGUGUCAAAUAAUGGAUCAAACAACCAAGGAACCAUGCGAGAAGCAAGUGCAGAAAUUAGGCAAGAAUGAGAAAGAGAGAGAGAGAACGCAAGACGCAGCAGAGUAAAAGAGGAGAGCGAAAGUUUUAAAUGUAACGCAGUGAGCGCGAGAACAAUGGGCUUGGGCCAACACACACACACGCUCUCAAAGACCGAUGCUGAUUUUAACAGCGAGAGAAGAGAAAACAAUUGAAAGUCAAGGAAAAAAUUUAUCAACAGCAGCACGACUGUGAUAUAUAAUAAAAAAAAGUAUAUUUAAAUUAUUAUUAUUAAUUAUUGAAUAAUUAUUGAUUAAAGUACUGUAAUUAUUACUGAGCGAGACGACGGCGAGGAAAGGGAAAGAGAGACAAAGAAAAAAAUGAAGCAAAACAACUGAGCGGAUUCGGGAGAGAUUUGAUCCUCUCCCGGAGAGACACUAUACGACGCGUUGAACUCGUUUGGAGACAGCUGAGAUCGACGGGUUGAGCCGAUUGGUGGGUUUGGGCGAGCUGGUUUAGUUUCAUUUAACCGUGAAAAAUAAAAAUAUAUCAAAAUUUGGUUUACCUUAUUCAAUUGAAAAAUUCAAUAAAAAUCUGAAUCCCAUGCAAUUUUUUAAUUGUUAAUAAACUUUCAAGGGCUAGAAAAAAUGAAAAUAAUAAAAUUAAAAAUAAAAUUUAAAAAAGUAUUCUUUUCUUAAAAAAUGUACAAUUAAAAUAUUUUACUGUUGAACAUUAGGGUAAAAUGACCAGUUUUUGGACAUUAGGGUAAAUACUUUAGUGUUGGUCAUAAGGGAAGAAAAAUCUCAAAUGUUGAACAUUAGGGUAAAAUACUCUAGUGUUGAAUAUUAGGGUAAACUGACCUGUUGUUGGACAUUAGGGUAAAAUAUUCUAGUGUUGAACAUCAAGGUGAAGUGACCUUUAAUUGAAUAUAAGUUAAAAUAAUCUAAUAUUGGUCUUCAGGGUUAAAAUACUCUAGUGUUGAACACGAGGGUAAAGUGACCUGUUGUUGGACAUUAGUGUAAAAUAAUUUAGUGUUGGAACAUGAGGAUAAAAUACUCAAGGGUUGAUCAUUAGGGUAGAAUACUCUAUUGUUGAUUAUUAGGGUACCUGUUUUUGAACAUUAGGGUGAAAUAUUCUAGUGUUGAACAUUAAGGUAAAGUAACCAGUUAUUGAAUAUUAGGGUAAAAUACUCUAUUAUUGGUACUUAAAGUAAAAUACUCUAGUGUUGAACAUUAGGGUAAAGUGACCUAGAAAUGAGUAGAAACUUGCAACAGAUGCCACAAAAGACUAGGGGAUCGUUUAAGUGGAUUGUUUUUCUUUUUUUACCUAUUGUUGGACAUAAGGGUAAAAUACACAUGAAAUAUUUUCAAGUUGGAAUAAGGGUAAAAUUCUUUAGUGUUGGACAUUAGAGCAAAAUACUCUGAUGUUGAUUAAUAGGGUAAAGUAACCUAUUUUUGGACAUUACGGUAAAAUAUUUUAGUGUUGAACGUAAAGGUAAAACACUCAAGGGUUGAAUAUUAGGGUAAAAUACUCUAGUAUUGUGCAUUACGGUAGAAUGACCUAUUGCUGGGCAUUAAGGAAUAAUAUUUAAAUGUUGAACAUUAAGGUAAAGUGAUCUGUUCUUGAGAAUUAGGGUAAAAUACACUAAUGUUGAACAUUAGGGUAAAGUGGCCUAAUGUGUGGGUGGGUAAAAUACACUUGAAAUGUUUUCAAUAUUUUAGAUAUUUUCUGCUACUGUCAUUAACCUGAAGCAUGACAAAUUUGUUCUUCUGACUUUGCUCAAUUUGAGUUGUGCUGCUUGAUUCAGUCAAAUUUUAAAGUUAAAGCAGUUUUUGUUAAAAAUGUAUAUUUUCUCUGGAGAUUUUGUUUCUUUUUGAUAUUCGACUUUUAAAAUGAUCAAACGGUUACAAAAAAUGUCAAUAGCAGGUGUCAUGAUGACUUAAACCGGAUAAAAAAUCAUUAUUUUUACCAAAAUCUGACAACUUUCUUGCAAAUUGAACAAAUCACAUCGACUCCCAAAAAAAACACAUCGCCAUUCAAUCAAACUGAGGAAUUUAAACAAAGCUAGUUAUUUCGUCGGAAUCUAAAAUUAAACAAAAAAAUCUCUGUAAAUAGUAGCAUUUAAGGGGCACACACAAAAUGAGCGCCAUUAUUCAGGUGAAACUACAGUCCAUUCGGGCUCAAUGGACUGCAGUUCGAGAGGGUAAUUUCUGCAUCAUUUUACUUACAAUUAAUCCAAAACAAAACUACACUAAAUGUAUUGGAGAAAUGAAAAAUCAUUGAAUAUCUGGAGUGACAUUGGCACAGGUUUGAAAUUGAUAGGGAAGUAGGUGCUGAUUUUUUGGUGGUGUGUUCUUUUUCAAGAAGUUGAGGAGGAGUUGUUGAAUUUUAAGGUGGUUAAACGAUCGAGGUAAUGCAAAUCACAGUUACAAAACGAUAAAAGUGGGAGAUUUACAUUACUUUUGAAGUUUUUUAAAAUGAGCCAUAAACCAAGUUGAUCAGUUUAUAAGUUGGUGAUUAAAUUAUUUCAAAAUUAACGGAAAAUUUAUACAUUUCUGACAUCAAUUGCUUUACACUUCAUAAUUUGACUACUUUGAAUAGCAGAUCUCAAAAAGAUCAAACUCAGACAAUAAAUUUUACGUGCUUCUUGCUAGUGAUAGUAACAGAUAAAAUUUCAAAAUUUUGAAAAUCAUUCAAAACUUAACCUUGUUCAGACUCUUGUUUAAUUUACAUUUUCAAGAAACUUUGAAUCGAAAUGGUAUCGAUAUUUCUUAGCAGUGUUUCCAGAAUUUUUGAAAGUCUUUCAAUAUCUUUGAAAAUGCUUUAGGAGUUUGAAUGGUGUUUUGAAUAAAAUUUAUAGCAUCUUAUCCUAAAAGUUUGAUAAAUUUAGUGCUGAAAUCUCAAAACAGGGUUGCCAGAUUUUCAAUGGUUUUGGCAUAUGAGAAAUUAUUUUUGACAACUUUUUAGUGAUGUGGAAAAUUUUCAACAUCUGACAUUAAAAAUUCUAAUGAAAUCAAUUUAGGCAAAGUUACUGUAAAACAGUGUUGCCAGAUCUUUUUUUAAUUGAAGAAUAAAUAGUUUUUUUUUAAAUUAUUUUAAUGAAUUUCAGAACAUUCUUCAUAAAAAACUGGGUACCCAUAACUUAAGACAAGGCUUCCAGAUCUUUCUUGAGAUUGGUGAGUUUUUUUAGAAAUUCCAAUUAACCCUCAACCAACCAACCUAAAUCCACCUGUCAGCCCCACCGCGCUCCGAGUUCCUUUGCUCUGUAAGAAAAAAAAGCUGAGCUAAACAAAGCAAAAAAAACACACACGAAAACCCAAAACAAAACAGUCGCAUUUCUUAUUAAAUGUAAACAAUUUACAUUCGCUGAGAUAAGGUUAAUAAGACAAAAAAAAGAACAAGAGGCAGCACUGCAGUGGGGCGGUUGCCAGCAAAACGGUGACAGUUCUGUACAGUUUUGUUGUGGUUUUGUUGCGAUGAAGUUAGGGCCAGAUGGAACCAAAACAAAGUGUGGGAAAGAAUUAAUAAAAGCAUACAAACAAAGCAGUACUGAACCAUUUUCCUAUAAAUGUAGUUUAAAAAAAAAGAGAAGGUAAACAUUUAAAGCAAAACUAGAACAAUUUCGUUUUCGUACAAAAAAGUGGGUAUAUUUGUUGACGGAUUGAUUUUCAUCACGUUUUGAUAGUUUAAGCAUAAUUCUAGCAAGAGGUUUAAAGGUAUUAGUGAAAGUCUCCCGGUUACAGAAGAUAAAAUCCACUAGCUGGGUGAGGGAAAUAAAAAAAAGUAAAACCACAGACAGAGUAAGACAUUAAAUAAUUGAAUGAAACAAGUAUUAAAAGAAAACAAUUGAGGCAUUAAAUCACGAACUUGAAAGCACAAAAAGGAGAUACAAUUUAAAUCAAUUAAUAAUUAAGUGGUAGUUAAUUGAAAGAAGAUAAAACAAGUAUGUAAGGGUGAGCGCUAAAGUAAACCCUUGCAGCAAAAGUUACUCAGCAAAAAAGGAACUUUUUCCACGGGAAGCCAACUUGCUGGAUUGGAGGACCCCUCGUGGCAGGAUGUGGACGGCGCAGGACGACGAGGAACGACGACGGUUUCCCAGUGAAAAGUGGCGCUGAGCAGAUAUUUACGAAAUUCUAUGAAUUUUCAAAUAGUACAGUAAACCAAAUUGUAAAGUUGACUAUAUGUUAAGAGGUAACCCAAUUUAAUGAUUAUAAUCAAUUACAAAAAAACACACGAACAUUGUUGAGUGAGCGAACCCCUUUUGGAUGAAACACACACACACACACUAAUAGAGAUACUGUGAAGGUAGGAGGCGGCCAUAGAUGGCGCUCCCCUUGAAAAAAAGAGAAGACACAAACACUGUAGUACUGUCAAGUGACAGAAAAGACCACGUGCACUGGAAAACUGUGCCAAAAAAGAAAACACGGAGGAAAAUUUCAGUCCCGAAAAAGAGUUCAGCAUUAAACAAACACAUUAAAGAAUCACACUUAAAAAAUAUCGUCUCACGUUGCCAAAAUCAGCACACUUUAAUCCGAACAAGUAAAUUAAACGAAGGAAAUCAAAUCGGCGAGCGCAGAGCUGCGAGAAAUUGAAUCAUUAAAUCCAACUUGGAAAAAUACUAAAAUGUACCAUAUCAGUAAAACAAAAAAAAAAAAAUCACUCAAUUGAAGAUCAAAUAGUCAAAAUCGCUUAGAGCACCCCUCCUUCCCGUCACUGAAAAGAAGAAAGUUUAAGAAUCAGCUCCGUCGACCGCCCAAGUCGACCAGCACGAACGAAGCUUGCUCUAUACAUUGAAACAAUACGACUUUACUCAACACUCCCACACAGAUACUUCUAGACUGCAACCAAUAUUGCGAUAAUUUUCCCCAUCGAACGAACGAUACAAACGAUUGUGUAAAAGGCAUUUUUUAAGGUAGACUAAUUUUUACACUCCUAACACACUAAUACACACGUGCGCAGCUGCAGAGCAACCUCCAAACUCCCACUCACACACACACUUCACACGAAUACCAAAUAAAAAAAAAUCUAAACGCAAACGAGGCAAUCGAAUCGAUUCCACCAAUACUGUUACACCGUUGAAUUGUUUAUUUUCGAGCUACAAAAACUACCACCACCAGCACCAUUUAAUACGAUUUUUAUACACACGAAAUCCCAUCUUUUGCUUCCUUCCAAUUUCUUGAGAAAAACAAAACAAAAACACUGAAAACCAGUCAGAAUCAGAAUCGAAACGUAGUGUGACGAGCGUUUAAAAUCCAUUGAACUAAAAAAAAAAGAGAACGAAAAAUCAGUAAUUAAAUUCACGUUUUGUGACCUCCCCUGCCCCUUAAAAACGAACAUCACGAAAAUAAAACCCAGAGAGAAGACAAGAGAAGAAAAAAAUGAAUGAACUUAAAACGGGAAUGAAACAUUUUCUACGCAAUUUACAUCAAUUUGAUAAAUGUGAAUAUUUUAAUUAGUAAAGUGCGCAAGCAGUUAAUCAGUAAAUAAAGCGACGAAAAAAGUACGAUGGCGACGUGAAGAUUUAAACAAAGCAAGUACAUAACACUAAAUAGAAUUCCUACUUAAACAAAAGAUACAAAAUCAGUUGUGGGCGACAGGCGGAAUGCGACACACACUCACACAUAGCCAUACACUCAUUGAAACAAUAGAACCGAAAUAGAGCAGAGGUACAACCAAUACAUACAUCGUUAAUCAUGACCACCAUUUAAUAAAAAUCACAAAUUGAGAAUGCGAACCAGUAAUUCCUUAACUAAUUUUUGCGAAAUUUUUAGGUCAUCUAACUUAUUUUAUAAGCUUAUUAAAACAAUUUAUCUAAGUGUCAGCAAACAAACAGCAAUCAAAUUUCAAUUUUUUAAUCAACAGUCAGCAAACUAUCAAAACAAAUGUUUGGUAGUAUGUGUGAGUACUUCUUAAAAGGCGAUGCUAAAAUUUUAAGAGAGGGCCAAAUUCUCUUCACUCUUUCGUGAAUUUGGAGGUUGUCUCAACAUAAACUGAGCGAGAAAUUUGAAAGCGAACCAGUAUCCAUUCUCUCUUUUGCGAGUUUCGAGAUUUUUGGACGAGUUUUCUGUCUUACUAAAACAGUCAAAAAUAAAACGUCAUAUCAGUUUUUAUAAACCAUCAAUGUUUGAUUCUUCCGAAAAACUUCUCUGAGUUUUCAUUCCAAGUUGAAAUUAAAAUAAAUUUAGCCUUGUCUCUGUAACGUUUACUAAGCAAUCUUAAAACUAUCAAAACAAAUGUUUGGUAGUGUAUGUGAGCACCUUGUAAAAGAGCUAUCAUCAGCGAUGCCAAUAUAUCAAACGAGAUAAUAUUGAAGAAGAAUCUCUCUUCACUCUUUUGCGAGUUUAGAGAUUUUCGUGAGCGAUUUCAACCAAACUAAUAUGUGUUUAUGAGAAUUGAUAGAUACCGCUUGACAAGCUGUCACUUUUUCGCAGACGAUUGGAAGAAAAUCCGUCUCAGAAAAUAUAAACCGAGAGAUAAUUUUUUGUGAAACCCGGUGUCUUCUCUCUCUUUUGAGAAUUUUGAGAUUAUCGUCAGAUAUCUUUAAAUGUGGUUCUUUUCAAAAUAGUUUUUUUUUUCAA